AAAGGCAAGCGUUUAUGACGCUGUUAAACCCCCCAUUCGCAAGAAGGUGCAUUUUCGCUUAAACCCUAGUAUCACACAAUUUCUUGACACAGCAGCCAUGUACAGGUCAAAAGCAGUUAUGUCUUCUCUCCGAAACGCUUACUCAAAGAUCUCCACUCGGUCGUAUCUAAGCCGAGCUCAGGUAGGUUUCCCCUCAAACUCGUCUUCCAUUCAAUUCCCAUGGCAAGUCCGCUCCUUUUCUUCGAAACCAGAGUGUAUGCUUCAGUUAGUACUCGAAAACGCUUGGUCUAAGAAGGUAGAGGAAGAAUUGAAGAAUCCAGAUACGUCUUUAACACACGAGACUGCAAUCUACCUUCUUAGGAAACUAGAUAAGCACCCAGAGAAAGCUUACUCCUUUCUCGAUUGGGUCAUCAGAGAAUCAGGUCUUACUCCAAGCUCUCCCCUUUACAGCACGAUGCUGAGGAUCUUGGUGCUGCAGCAGAGAUCCAUGAAACGGUUUUGGAUGACUCUUACUGAUAUGAAGCAAGGAGGGUUUUAUAUGGACGAGGAAACUUACAAGACCCUUUAUAGUUUGCUUACCAAGGCCGACGCUGCUGCUUUGGCUCAUUUCUAUGAGAGGAUGCUUAAGGACAACGCGGUUUCUGAUGUUGCGGGUAGUGUUUCCGCUGCUGUUUCGAAAGCUGAUUGGAGUUGUGAGGUUGAGAGGGAGCUGCAGGAGAUGAAACUCCCUUUCUCGGAUAAUUUUGUUAUCAGGGUGUUGAAGGAGCUGAGGGAACAUCCCUUGAAAGCUUUGGCGUUUUUUCAUUGGGUUGGUGGUGGUACUUCUUCUGGUUAUAGGCACGGUACUGUUACGUAUAACGCAGCCUUGAGGGUUUUGGCUAGGCCUAGUUCGGUCGCGGAGUUUUGGAGUGUUGUCCAUGAGAUGAAGACCGCAGGGCAUGAGGUUGAUCUUGACACUUAUAUAAAGGUUUCAAGACAGUUUCAGAAGUCUAGAAUGAUGGUGGAGGCUGUUCAGCUUUACGAGUUUAUGAUGGACGGUCCUUUCAAGCCAUCUGUUCAAGAUUGUAGUCUUCUUUUGAGGUCCUUAUCGGCUGGUCCCAGUCCAGAUUUGGAUUUGGUGUUUCGGGUUUCCAUGAAGUAUGAAUCAACUGGGAAGUCUCUCUCGAAGGCUGUGUACGAUGGAAUCCACAGGUCGUUAACUAGUGUAGCGAGGUUUGAAGAAGCUGAAGAAAUCAUGAAGGCUAUGAGAGAUGCGGGUUAUGAGCCGGAUAACAUCACUUACAGCCAGCUCGUGUUUGGUCUUUGUAAAGCUAACAGGUUAGAAGAAGCGCGUGGAGUUGUAGAUCAAAUGGAAGCGCAAGGAUGCUUUCCGGACAUAAAAACAUGGACUAUUCUCAUCCAAGGGCACUGCAAGAACAACGAAGUUGAUAAGGCCUUUGCCUGUUUUGCGAAUAUGCUAGAGAAAGGGUUUGAUAUCGACUCUGAUCUGCUUGAUGUCUUGGUAGGUGGGUUUCUCAGCCAAAACAGGAUCGAGGGAGCUUGCAAAUUCCUAAUGGAGAUGGUGAGAAAUGCCAAUGUAAAGCCUUGGCAAACCACUUACAAGGGUCUUAUAGACAAGCUGCUCGAAAUCAAGAAGGGCGAUGAGGCGCUGGAUCUUCUAGAGAUGAUGAAGAAGCAAAAUUACCCUGCGUAUGCAGAGCCUUUUGAUGGAUACCUUGCAAAGUUUGGGACUUUGGAAGAUGCUAAGAAGUUCUUGGAUGUGCUAAGCUCAAAGGAUUCGCCUUCCUUUGCAGCCUAUUUUCAUGUUGUUGAAGCUUUCUACCGAGGAGGAAGACUCGCUGAUGCGAAAAACCUUGUCUUCAUAUCUCCCCAUCACUUUAAAACACACCCUAAAAUCACUGCACUCUUUGGCGCAGCUUGAAGUAAAACCUCAAGAUGUAGGCUUUGUGAUGGAAUUGAAGGAUGUCUUCGCCCAUUCACGAAUGGAAAAUUCGAUUUUUCAUUCAGAUAAUGCAGUUAUGGAACUAUUUUUUUCACCUUAAAUGCAGUUAUUUUCAUAAUUCAUUUCACCAUUUGUAAUAGAAGUGCUGAAUAUGAAUUUAUAGACUUUUGAGUGAUUGUUAUUUUUUUCGUUC
Brassica oleracea var. oleracea is the source of this 2135-nucleotide messenger RNA. Its product is annotated as pentatricopeptide repeat-containing protein At3g48250, chloroplastic-like. The record is from RefSeq and is a predicted model, not a curated record. The transcript has a single exon. Gene Ontology annotation, biological process: RNA splicing. Gene Ontology annotation, molecular function: protein binding. Bases 98 to 1921 code for a protein of 607 amino acids. Lineage: Eukaryota; Viridiplantae; Streptophyta; Magnoliopsida; Brassicales; Brassicaceae.